GCUGAGGGAAUGGUAUGAAGGAAGAAGUAGUAUAUGAAAGCUUAUUUAAGGAGUUAUUUGAUUAAGUAAAGAGGCGAUAGGUGGUUGAGGAGGCUUCUAAAUUCGAUUUCUCGCUUCUCUUUUCUUUUCUUUACAGAUACGUCUAACACUAUUAGCAGUAUUCUACAAAAUAGAUAGUCAUGCGAUUGUUCUUCACUUUGAUAGCAUUAUUAAGAUUCAUCCUCAUCAUCUCUUCUUUUCCUUGAUUAUGUUUCUAAUCUCGAUCAGCUGAAGAAAUCCGAAGUGGGUUUCUAUAUAAAUUGGCGAUGCCAAAUAUAUCGGUAUUAUGUUUAUUUCACUUACCAACUUCGAGAGUAUAACUAUUUCAUUUUUAUUUUUUGAUGCAUGACAAAAUAUCUCUACAAUAAAUGUACUUCUAACAUAUUGAAGCGCUUACAUCAUGUGAAUGUCCUGCGGGAAUCAAUUAAUCGAAAAACAAAUGUUUUCCCAUGUCCUUAGAAACCUUACUUAGAAGGCAGUCAAAACAACACAUUACUAAUCCCAGUCUUUAUGAUAAAUGAUCAUUGCUCCCAUAACCUCACUGAUGUGCAUGUCUUGUGUGAGGCAGCGGUUGACUAUGUUCUCCGAAAUGUGAAUACCGUAGGGUACAUCAUAAAAAGUAUAGAGGAAAUUACGCAGCAAGCUUUUCCGCGCGAGCGCAUUAAGUGUUUAAAAGCUGAUCCAGUUUCUUUUUUGAACACUAAAAAUGAGCUUUCGUUACCAAGUCUGCAAACUGUUGAUUUCAGUUCUGUUUCCGCGGGCUAUAUGUGGCAGCGCACCCGGCCAGAUUGUGAGAAGGGUGACAUUGUACUCAUUGAGGACUACCUAGCGCUGAUGAAUCAAAAGCCUCAAAAUCACACUUCAAUUUCCUCUGAGGGGGUAAACCUAGAUGCCAAGGUGAAUGAUGGUGAAAAUAUUUGUAGUAGCGUGGAUCUCAUGAGCGAACUGAAGCGAAAUCACAAGAGUGCUUUGAAUUUUGUUGAGCGUAACCUUCGGCAUGAACUAAUCCAUGCGUUUGAUGACGUUCGUGGUCACAUUGAUAGUGCGGAUUGCUUUCAUCAGGCCUGUAGCGAGGUGCGAGCGGCUCGGUUAAGCGGCGAUUGCUUUACAGAAGAAGAGCUCAAGAGGGGACGUUUGAAUUACUUUGAAGGCGGCCUGAAGUGCGUGCAGCGGCGCGCAACGAUGGCGUUGGAGGCAAACCCUAUCUGCAGAGGAUUUUCCAAGCGGGCGGUCGAGGCAGUGUUUCGGAGAUGUUAUUCGGAUUACGAGCCGUUUGCUGCUCCUAUAUACACGAUGGGUAGCCAUGGGGAACGUCGAUUUGAGACUGGUGUCGAAAAGUAG
This is a messenger RNA of Phytomonas sp. EM1, 1380 nucleotides long. The record is from the annotation of a GenBank genome assembly. Lineage: Eukaryota; Euglenozoa; Kinetoplastea; Trypanosomatida; Trypanosomatidae.